CGAGCGUCCAAUUUAAAUGUGGUGGUAGCAGCCGCAGCGGAGACAGUGCAUAAACGUCAAAGAAAACCUGUACGGCGGCCGCCUCUCCCCUUCUUGUUCUCAAAACCCCAUCCUAGUUCUGCAUACACACAUUUGUUCUGAAUUUGAGCGGACAAGCCAUGCCCGUGAACUCUGUAACGAAUGCUCACCCGCAGCUUUUGCACGCCAAUGGACAGCUUGCCGGGAACAGAGACAGAGGCGGGCUGGUUUUCGUCGAUUUCCUCGGAUUGUACCGGAAUUCUAACCAAAGGAGUCGCCUGCGAGUUGGAACCGCUAUGUGGACCGACCGGAAAGUGCCCAGGAGUUUGAUAAAGAGGAACUGGAACUCGAUUCAGGCAGUUCUCCAUUUGGAGAGCGGACGAGACAAAGCGAAUGCUUCUCCCCAGCAAUCCGCCGACUUCGCACAGAAGGUUGCAACUUUGGAUGACAUAAUAUCCGAAAGAGGGGCUUGUGGAGUUGGUUUUAUUGCUAAUUUAGAUAAUAAAGAAUCACACGAGACUGUUAAAGAUGCUCUUGUAGCUCUCGGCUGUAUGGAACAUCGUGGGGGGUGUGGAGGAGAUAACAUUUCUGGUGAUGGUUCUGGUCUGAUGACUUCGAUUCCUUGGGAUCUUUUUAAUAAGUGGGCUGAAACACGUGGAAUAGCUUCCUUUGACAAGUUGCACACCGGUGUUGGAAUGGUUUUUCUUCCGAAUGAUAAUGACAUGUUGAAUGAAUCAAAAGCAGUUAUUACACACAUUUUUGAGGAAGAGGGCCUUGAAGUGCUUGGAUGGAGGCCUGUUCCAGUGGAAUCUUCUAUAGUUGGAUAUUAUGCAAGAGAAACCAUGCCCAACAUACAGCAAGUUUUUGUUAGAAUUGUGAAAGAAGAAAAUGCUGAUGACAUAGAAAGGGAACUGUAUAUAUGUCGUAAUUUAAUUGAAAGAGCAGCAGCAAACUCAGAAACCUGGGGGAAUGAACUAUAUUUCUGCUCAUUGUCCAACCAAACUAUUGUUUACAAAGGAAUGCUUCGUUCGGAGGCUCUUGGUAAAUUUUACUGUGACCUGGAAAGUGAGCUUUAUAAAUCUCCUUUUGCAAUUUAUCAUAGGAGAUACAGUACAAACACUAGCCCCAGGUGGCCACUUGCUCAACCGAUGAGGUUUCUGGGUCAUAAUGGAGAGAUCAACACAAUACAGGGGAAUUUGAACUGGAUGCGGUCUAGAGAGUCCUCUUUGAUGUCCCCUGUUUGGCGUGGGCGCGAAAAUGAUCUUCGUCCUAUUGGAAACUCAAAAGCCUCAGACUCUGCUAAUCUUGACAGUGCAGCAGAAUUGCUAAUUAGGAGUGGGCGCACUCCUGAUGAAGCGUUGAUGAUUCUUGUUCCUGAGGCAUACCAAAACCAUCCGACUUUGACUAUCAAAUAUCCUGAGGUUGUUAGUUUUUAUGAUUACUAUAAGGGCCAAAUGGAAGCUUGGGAUGGGCCUGCCUUACUCUUAUUUAGUGAUGGAAAAACAGUUGGAGCUUGUCUUGAUCGUAAUGGACUUCGCCCUGCUAGAUAUUGGAGGACAAUCGACAAUGUUGUCUAUGUUGCAUCUGAGGUUGGUGUUUUGCCAAUGGAUGAAUCAAAGAUAACAAUGAAAGGGCGUCUAGGUCCUGGAAUGAUGAUAACUGUUGAUCUUCGAAGUGGUCAGGUAUUUGAAAACACAGAGGUAAAAAAGCGAGUUGCACUAUCAAAUCCUUAUGGAAAGUGGGUGAAAGAAAACUUGCGAUCUUUGAAGCCAGCUAACUUCCUCCAAACUGUGGUUAUGGACACUGAAUCAGUUCUAAGGAGCCAGCAGGCACAUGGGUAUUCUAGUGAGGAUGUUCAAAUAGUUAUUGAGAGUAUGGCUUCACAAGGGAAGGAGUCUACAUUUUGCAUGGGAGAUGAUAUACCUUUGGCUGUGUUAUCUUCAAAGCCUCAUAUGCUAUUUGAUUAUUUCAAGCAGAGGUUUGCUCAGGUAACAAAUCCUGCUAUUGAUCCCCUAAGAGAGGGACUAGUUAUGUCUCUUGAAGUUCAUCUUGGGAUGCGAGGGAACAUACUAGAGGUUGGACCUGAAAAUGCCUCCCAGGUUAAUUUGUCAAGUCCUGUUCUUAAUGAAGGAGAUUUAGAAUCUCUUUUGAAAGAUCCACUCUUGAAGCCUCAAGUAUUACCCACAUUUUUCAAUGUUGGAAAAGGAGUAUAUGGUUCCUUGGAAAAAACACUGUCCAAACUUUGUGAAGCAGCAGAUGAAGCUGUUAGAAAUGGUUCUCAAUUGCUUGUUCUCUCUGACAGAGCUGAUGACCUGGAAGCUACACGGCCUGCUAUUCCCAUGCUUCUUGCUGUAGGUGCAGUUCACCAGCACCUUAUUCAGAAUGGCCUGCGUAUGGCUGCUUCAAUUGUUGUUGAUACUGCUCAGUGCUUCAGCACUCAUCAGUUUGCUUGUUUGAUCGGAUAUGGUGCAAGUGCUAUAUGCCCAUACUUGGCAUUGGAGACAUGUCGACAAUGGCGCUUGAGCAAUAAAACAGUAAAUCUGAUGCGUAAUGGGAAGAUGCCCACUGUUACCAUUGAACAAGCUCAAAAAAACUUCUGUAAGGCUAUAAAAUCUGGGCUUCUCAAGAUUCUUUCCAAAAUGGGAAUUUCACUGCUUUCAAGUUAUUGCGGAGCACAAAUAUUUGAAAUAUAUGGACUGGGAAAGGAUGUCGUUGAUAUUGCAUUUUGUGGGAGUAAAUCAAGUAUUGGUGGCUUGACUUUGGAUGAGUUGGCAAGAGAGACCUUGUCGUUUUGGAUUAAGGCUUUCUCUGAAGAUACUGCAAAAAGACUUGAAAAUUAUGGGUUCAUACAGUUCCGACCAGGAGGGGAAUAUCAUGGAAAUAAUCCAGAGAUGUCAAAACUGCUCCAUAAAGCUGUCCGUCAAAAAAGUGAAAGUGCCUAUUCAAUUUAUCAGCAGUAUUUGGCAAAUCGACCUGUAAAUGUUAUUCGGGACCUUCUGGAACUGAAAAGCAAUCGUUCCCCUAUUCCGGUUGGGAGGGUUGAACCUGCUUCAUCAAUUGUGAAGCGAUUUUGCACAGGUGGUAUGUCGCUUGGAGCUAUAUCUAGGGAAACCCAUGAAGCAAUUGCGAUUGCAAUGAAUAGGAUAGGUGGGAAAUCAAAUUCGGGAGAGGGUGGAGAGGAUCCAAUCCGCUGGAAGCCGCUCACUGAUGUUGUUGAUGGGUACUCUUCGACACUUCCACACCUCAGAGGCCUUCAAAAUGGAGAUACUGCAACUAGUGCUAUAAAACAGGUUGCUUCUGGCCGCUUUGGUGUCACCCCAACAUUUUUAGCAAAUGCUGAUCAAUUAGAAAUCAAAAUUGCACAAGGAGCGAAACCCGGUGAAGGUGGUCAAUUGCCUGGGAAAAAAGUCAGUGCCUACAUUGCAGGACUAAGAAAGUCAAAACCUGGUGUCCCUCUGAUAUCUCCACCACCACACCAUGACAUUUAUUCUAUUGAGGAUCUAGCGCAGUUGAUUUAUGACCUUCAUCAGGUUAACCCUAAAGCCAAAGUUUCAGUUAAACUUGUGGCAGAAGCUGGUAUUGGCACAGUGGCUUCUGGGGUUGCAAAGGGUAACGCUGACAUCAUCCAGAUAUCAGGACAUGAUGGAGGGACUGGAGCAAGCCCAGUUAGUUCAAUAAAACAUGCUGGUGGUCCCUGGGAGCUUGGACUCACAGAAACACACCAGACGCUCAUUGAAAAUGGUCUGAGAGAGAGAGUUGUUCUUAGAGUUGAUGGUGGCUUUAAAAGUGGAUUUGAUGUUGCGAUGGCUGCAGCAAUGGGAGCUGAUGAGUAUGGAUUUGGUUCUGUAGCAAUGAUUGCCACUGGUUGUGUAAUGGCCCGCAUUUGUCACACAAACAAUUGUCCAGUGGGUGUUGCAAGCCAGAGAGAAGAAUUGCGAGCUCGAUUUCCGGGUGUACCCGGUGACCUUGUGAAUUUCUUCCUAUAUGUUGCUGAGGAGGUAAGAGGGAUGCUAGCACAAUUGGGCUAUGAAAAGCUAGAUGACAUAGUAGGACGGAGAGAACUAUUAAGACCCCGAGGCAUCUCUGUAAUGAAGACUCAACAUAUCGACCUCAGCUACAUACUUUCUGAUGUUGAUAUACCCAAAUGGAGCAGUACCAUGAUACGGAACCAGGAGGUUCAUGGUAAUGGUCCUGUUUUGGAUGAAGUUUUACUCUCAGACCCACAGUUAUCUGAUGCAAUUGAGAAUGAGAAGGUGGUCAACAAAACAAUACAAAUUUAUAACACAGACCGUGCUGUUUGUGGCCGUUUAGCUGGUGUUAUUGCAAAGAAGUAUGGUGACGCUGGUUUUGCUGGGCAGCUUAAUCUAACAUUCACAGGGAGUGCUGGGCAGUCGUUUGGUUGUUUUUUGACACCUGGAAUGAAAAUCCGUCUUGUAGGAGAAGCAAAUGACUACGUGGGGAAGGGUAUGGCUGGGGGAGAACUAGUUGUCACCCCUGUUGAGAAUACUGGGUUUUGUCCAGAGGAGGCUACUAUAGUAGGUAAUACAUGUUUGUAUGGAGCGACCGGCGGACAGAUGUUUGUACGGGGGAAAGCAGGGGAGCGUUUUGCAGUAAGAAACUCUCUUGCUCAAGCAGUUGUGGAAGGCACUGGAGACCAUUGCUGUGAGUACAUGACAGGGGGGUGUGUUGUCGUGCUUGGAAAAGUGGGCAGAAAUGUGGCGGCAGGUAUGACCGGAGGUCUGGCAUACAUUCUCGAUGAGGAUGAUACACUUAUCCCCAAGGUAAACAAGGAAAUUGUAAAGAUUCAGAGAGUACUGGCUCCUGUGGGGCAGACGCUGCUAAAGAGCCUCAUUGAAGCCCAUGUGGAAAAAACUGGGAGUAGCAAAGGCUUUGCAGUUCUGAAAGAUUGGGAUAAAUAUUUGCCACUCUUUUGGCAGCUCGUCCCGCCUAGCGAAGAAGACACUCCAGAAGCAUGUACCGAGUAUGGGCAGGUCAGUUUUCAGCCUGCAUUUGAGGGGGAGAUGAAAAGGACAUAAAAACUUUAAACAAUUUUAUCAUUUUUAAUCUUGAAAAAAAAAGAAAAAAAAGGAAUAAUCAAAGUUGAUGUGAGGCCUAAGGCAGAAGAUUUUGAGUCUUCUGCACAGAAAACAUUGCUCCCAUCUUUAAAAUGUUUCCUUUGUCCCAUAAUUUUCUCCUUGGUUUGACUUGACAUGAUUUCUAAUAAAGUAGAAUGUGUAUA
Molecule: messenger RNA, 5257 nt
Organism: Cuscuta campestris
Lineage: Eukaryota; Viridiplantae; Streptophyta; Magnoliopsida; Solanales; Convolvulaceae
Source: the annotation of a GenBank genome assembly